GGAUUUUUGUGUGGAGAGGGUUCUGAGGGGUUCAAGAAAGAGUGAUAUGCAGCAUCAGACGCUUCUCGGCCGGCGCGCCGCGCAUCCAGCGGCGGGCCUGACCACGAAGCCUGCUGUGCCCAGCCCCCGUGUGGCCAGCACCCGCCAGGUUGCUUGCAAUGUGGCUACCGGGCCACGGCCUCCGAUGACGACCUUCACAGGCGGGAACAAGCCAGGCAAUAAGCCUGUUUCAUUGGACCUUCGUGAUGAAGGCACUGGGUUGUUCACUAGCACCAGCCCGGAGCUGCGCCGUGUCGUCCCGGAUAACGUGAAUGGGCGUGUAACGGUAAAAGUUGUGUACGUCGUGCUGGAGGCCCAGUAUCAAUCCGCAAUUACCGCGGCCGUAAAGAACAUCAACGCGAAGAACAGCAAGGUGUGUUUCGAGGUGGUUGGUUACCUGCUGGAGGAGCUCCGCGACGCGAAGAACUUUGAGGCGCUUAAGCAGGAUGUUGCUACCGCGAAUAUUUUCAUCGGCUCUCUCAUUUUCAUUGAGGAGCUGGCUGAAAAGAUUGUGGAGGCUGUUAAGCCCCUUCGCGACCAGCUGGAUGCUUGCCUGAUCUUCCCGUCCAUGCCAGCUGUUAUGAAGCUGAACAAGCUUGGCACCUUCUCCAUGUCUCAGCUGGGACAGUCAAAGUCCGUGUUUUCGGAGUUCAUCAAGUCGGCCCGGAAGAACAACGACAACUUUGAGGAGGGUCUUCUGAAGCUGGUUCGGACUCUGCCCAAGGUGCUCAAGUACCUUCCCUCGGAUAAAGCCCAGGACGCUCGCAACUUUGUAAACAGUCUGCAGUAUUGGCUGGGUGGAAACUCGGACAACCUGGAGAACUUGUUGUUGAAUGUUUGCUCGUCAUAUGUGCCCGCUCUCAAGGGCGUGGACUUCAGUGUAGCAGAGCCGCAGCAGUACCCGGAUGUGGGUGUCUGGCAUCCUCUGGCCCCGAUGAUGUACGAGGACCUGAAAGAAUACCUGAACUGGUACGACACCCGCAAGGACAUGACUUUCGCUAAGGACGCGCCUGUCAUUGGUCUGGUGCUCCAGCGCUCGCAUUUGGUGACGGGUGACGAGGGUCACUACAGUGGUGUUGUAGCGGAACUGGAGAGCAGGGGCUCUAAGGUUAUCCCGGUCUUUGCAGGUGGCUUGGACUUCUCGUCGCCGGUGAAGAAGUUCUUUUACGACCCGCUGGGCUCAGGCCGUCCCUUCGUGGACACGGUGGUGUCGCUGACGGGAUUCGCUUUGGUUGGUGGCCCUGCUCGCCAAGAUGCCCCUAAGGCCAUUGAGGCUCUUAAGGCCCUCAAUGUCCCGUAUCUGGUCUCCUUGCCGCUGGUCUUCCAGACCACAGAGGAGUGGCUUGACAGCGAGCUCGGCGUGCACCCUGUGCAGGUGGCUCUGCAGGUUGCUCUUCCUGAGCUGGACGGCGCUAUUGAGCCUAUUGUGUUUGCUGGUCGCGACUCCAACACGGGCAAGUCGCACUCAUUGCCGGAUCGGAUUGCCUCUUUGUGUGCUCGUGCUGUGAAUUGGGCGCGUCUGCGCAAGAAGCGGAAUGCGGAGAAGCGCCUGGCUGUUACGGUCUUCAGCUUCCCGCCUGACAAGGGCAAUGUGGGCACGGCGGCGUAUUUGAACGUAUUCGGCUCUAUCUACCGUGUGCUGAAGAACCUUCAGCGUGAAGGCUACGAUGUGGGUCAGCUGCCCCCGUCGGAGGAGGACCUCAUUCAGUCGGUCCUGACCCAGAAGGAAGCACGCUUCAACUCAACUGACCUUCACAUUGCGUACAAGAUGAAGGUCGACGAGUACCAGCGGCUCUGCGACUACUCCGAGGCGCUCGAGGAGAACUGGGGCAAGCCACCGGGUACGCUGAACACAAAUGGCCAGGAGCUGCUAAUCUACGGCCGCCAAUACGGCAACGUCUUCAUUGGUGUACAGCCGACGUUUGGCUACGAGGGCGACCCGAUGCGUCUGCUGUUCUCAAAGAGCGCUUCGCCGCAUCACGGCUUCGCUGCCUACUACACCUACCUAGAGAAGAUCUUCAAGGCCGAUGCAGUGCUGCACUUUGGCACUCACGGCUCGCUUGAGUUCAUGCCCGGCAAGCAGGUCGGCAUGUCAGGCGUUUGCUACCCUGAUUCCCUAAUUGGCACCAUCCCCAACGUCUACUACUACGCUGCGAACAACCCGUCGGAGGCUACCAUCGCCAAGCGCCGCUCUUACGCGAACACUAUUUCUUACCUUACCCCGCCUGCUGAGAACGCUGGUCUGUACAAGGGCCUCAAGGAGCUUAAGGAGCUGAUUAGCAGCUACCAGGGCAUGCGUGAGAGCGGCCGCGCAGAGCAAAUCUGUGCCACUAUCAUUGAGACGGCUCGCCAGUGCAACCUGGACAAGGAUGUCAAGCUGCCUGAGGGCGAAGCAAAAGAUCUGUCAAUGGAAGACCGCGACCUGAUCGUGGGCAACGUGUACCGCAAGCUGAUGGAGAUCGAGUCGCGCCUGUUGCCAUGCGGCCUGCACGUGGUGGGCUGCCCGCCUACGGCCGAGGAGGCAGUUGCUACUCUGGUUAACAUUGCCGAGCUGGACCGCCCGGAUAACAAUCCCCCCAUCAAGGGCCUGCCUGGCAUCUUGGCGCGCGCAAUCGGCCGCGACAUGGAGCAGGUCUAUUCAGGGAACAACAAGGGUAUUUUGGCAGACGUCGACUGCCUGCAGCGCAUUACAGAGGCUUGCCGUGCCUGCGUGCGCGAGUUUGUGAAGGACCGCACGGGUCUGAACGGUCGCAUCGGCACUAACUUCGUCACGCAGCUCAUUAAGUUCACGGGCUUCUACGUGGACCCAUGGGUCCGCGCUCUGCAAAACGGCGAAUUCGCUAAGGCUGACCGCCAGGAGCUCAUCACUUUAUUCGACUACCUCGAGUUCUGCUUGACGCAGGUUGUCAAGGACAAUGAGCUCGGCGCGCUGGUGGAGGCUCUCAAUGGCCAGUACGUGGAGCCAGGACCAGGCGGCGAUCCUAUCCGCAACCCUAACGUUCUUCCAACGGGCAAGAAUAUCCACGCUCUCGACCCCCAGUCGAUCCCAACCCAGGCCGCUUUGAAGAGCGCUAAGCUUGUUGUGGAUCGCCUUCUCGACCGUGAGCGCGACAACAACGGCGGCAAGUACCCUGAGACAAUUGCGCUGGUCCUCUGGGGCACGGACAACAUCAAGACUUACGGCGAAUCCCUCGCCCAGGUAAUGAUGAUGGUUGGCGUCAAGCCUGUGCCGGAUGCCCUUGGUCGCGUGAACAAGCUGGAGGUAAUUCCGCUGGAGGAGCUGGGCCGCCCACGCGUUGACGUCGUCGUCAACUGCUCGGGUGUCUUCCGCGACUUGUUCGUAAACCAAAUGCUGCUCCUGGAUCGCGCUAUCAAGCUGGCUGCGGAGCAGGAUGAGCCUGAUGAGAUGAACUUCGUUCGGAAGCAUGCUAAGCAGCAGGCUGCUGAGUUGGGCCUGCAGAGCCUGCGCGAUGCUGCCACUCGUGUGUUUUCGAACUCGUCGGGUUCUUACUCGUCUAACGUCAACCUGGCCGUUGAGAACAGCAGCUGGAGCGAUGAGUCCCAGCUGCAGGAGAUGUAUCUGAAGCGCAAGUCGUAUGCCUUCAACUCGGACCGGCCGGGUGCUGGCGGUGAGAUGCAGCGCGACGUCUUCGAAGUGGCUAUGAAGACCGUCGACGUGACAUUCCAGAACCUGGAUUCUAGCGAAAUCUCACUCACGGAUGUAUCGCACUACUUCGACUCCGACCCCACGAAGCUGGUGGCUUCCUUGCGCAACGACGGCCGGACUCCGAAUGCUUAUAUUGCCGACACCACCACAGCGAAUGCGCAAGUCAGGACGCUGGGCGAGACUGUCCGCCUCGACGCGCGCACUAAGCUGCUCAACCCCAAGUGGUAUGAAGGUAUGCUUGCCUCCGGCUAUGAGGGUGUCCGCGAAAUUCAGAAGCGCAUGACCAACACGAUGGGCUGGUCGGCGACGUCAGGCAUGGUGGACAACUGGGUUUACGACGAGGCGAACUCCACGUUCAUUGAGGACGAGGCGAUGGCGCAGCGUCUGAUGAACACUAAUCCAAACAGCUUCCGCAAGCUUGUCGCGACGUUCUUGGAGGCCAACGGCCGUGGGUACUGGGACGCCAAGCCGGAGCAGCUGGAGCGGCUGCGGCAGUUGUACAUGGAUGUGGAGGACAAGAUCGAGGGUGUCGAGUAAGAGCGUGAUCGCUUUUUGCCAUGUGCAACCCUUCUGAAGCCAGGCUGAUUAGGCAUGCGCGCGGAGCCUGGACAGCUCAGUUCGAUGGGGGUGUUCGGGAUUCCCAUGGUCUUGGUUUGGCGUCACGGUUGGGUCCGUGUAUAGUGCUCCCUUCCGUAGGGCUGUUUUUGCCAGUGUGAUCCAUGAUUGUUGGUGUUUUCGGUGUGAGGCCUGUUCGCUUGCAUUGAAGACCAAUGCACCAGCGCUGCUUCAUGAUUCAGCUAGCUGUGGGAUAAUGUACAGCUGUGCAUCUUCUAGGUGUGAGCGGAUUGGAGCGAAGGGAAGACAGCUGAGAGGAGGGAUCACCGGACAUUCGUUCAUGACGAAUAGUGGGUGUCGAGGGGCCUACGCAGGGAUUGAGGAGCGGAUGACAUCGUGAUGGGCAGACCAUGUCGUUUGGAGUGCGUCGUUUGUGCGAGGACGUAUGGGAGUUCAUUGGGGAUUGUUUGCAUUCCGUUAUGGCUGCAUAUCACCCCGUCGGACCCCAGUUUCCUGGCUUGCUAGGAGUGAUGAGAGUGGAGUGAGAGGUUUAUGGGCGUGGUGUUGUUCGGUUAUGAAAUGUGUCUUUUAACGUUUGGUUUUUUGUUGGUAUGUAAUUCUUUUACCCAUUUCUUCGCUAUAACGCGGCUAUAUAGGAAUGUGAAUGGGACUCUAUCGAUGUUUGUUCCCUUAUACUGUAAUUUGUAUUAGAUCUGUACUGAUGUGUAAUAUGACCAUGUAACAGGUACAAGAAUG
This is a messenger RNA of Volvox carteri f. nagariensis, 5017 nucleotides long. It is a transcript of the gene upf3, whose product is annotated as magnesium protoporphyrin chelatase. Bases 47 to 4243 code for a protein of 1398 amino acids. The transcript has 17 exons. The record is from RefSeq and is a predicted model, not a curated record. Gene Ontology annotation, cellular component: chloroplast. Gene Ontology annotation, molecular function: magnesium chelatase activity. Lineage: Eukaryota; Viridiplantae; Chlorophyta; Chlorophyceae; Chlamydomonadales; Volvocaceae. Gene Ontology annotation, biological process: chlorophyll biosynthetic process.